AUGGACCCCCGUCCUUUUGGCCCCAUAGAGCCUACCUGUGAAUACGAGUUCCGCAAGCUCGCCAUCGCAAAAUGGGAGGUUUGCUUGGACCUGCUUAUGAAAAUGAUUCAACACCUUGUCCUCAGCAUGCCAAGCAAGAUUCAUAUCCGCUUCCUUGUUGACUCCUUCCACUCAAAGCUGAGAGAGGUUAAUCGCAUGGUUCAAAACAACGACCCGGCCGCCAUGGACGGCUUCCAGUUCUUCCAUGAACGUGUCAACCGCAACUACUCAGUCUUUGCCGCAUAUGGCAACUGCAAGGCUACGGAAGUUGAACAUGAUUUGCGCGCCCUGCGACGUGUGAUGCUGGAGGUUAUGCGUGGUGAGGACUUUCCUUUCCGUGCCUAG
Molecule: messenger RNA, 384 nt
Organism: Penicillium verhagenii
Lineage: Eukaryota; Fungi; Ascomycota; Eurotiomycetes; Eurotiales; Aspergillaceae
Exons: 1
Coding region: 1-384 (127 amino acids)
Source: RefSeq, a predicted model, not a curated record